AUGUUUAUCACGGUGAUGUCUGGAGCUGGCUGCUGGGAGCUGGUGAACCCCUGGUGCAGCCUGGUGAUCCUCAUCACCCACCUGAGGCAGAGGGGGCAGGUGCCCCCAGAUGUGACCAUAGCCCUCCUGGCUGAGGAUGGGCACCUGGUGAACCUGGCUGAGGGACUGGAAGAGGGGCCUUCCCUGGCACCCUCCAUGGGCAGCCCCCUGCUGCAGGAGCGUGGGAUCUAUGUCCUAGUGCAGAUCAUCACCACAGGCCACCCAAGCCCUGCCGAGCCCCUGCUUUGGCCAGGACCUAGCCCUGAACUUCCCAUCCAAUGCCCUGUCCUGACCCCACUGUGGGCCAGCAAACAGGUCCAGAGUGAGAGGUGGGGGUGUGGACCACCAGGCCAGCCAGGAAUCAGCCUUCUUCCCUCCGCAGAGGGUGAGGGCGGGGCCCCCACCUGCUAUGAGUCCCUCCUGGAGAACCUGGAUGAGUGGUGUCCAGAGCUGGCAGAGGAGCUGCGCUGGCUGUCGGGCCUUCCCCCCCUGGGCGAUGGCUGGAGAAGGCGUGCCGGCACUCUGCGUGGCCACCAGCAGCAAGGCCCUCCUUCACGGCCCCGAAGGGUGGGCUUCCUGCUGUCUGGGACCCACUAG
Molecule: messenger RNA, 636 nt
Organism: Delphinapterus leucas (beluga whale)
Lineage: Eukaryota; Metazoa; Chordata; Mammalia; Artiodactyla; Monodontidae
Source: RefSeq, a predicted model, not a curated record